This is a messenger RNA of Neopsephotus bourkii (Bourke's parrot), 435 nucleotides long. Its product is annotated as claw keratin-like. Lineage: Eukaryota; Metazoa; Chordata; Aves; Psittaciformes; Psittacidae. The record is from RefSeq and is a predicted model, not a curated record. Bases 1 to 435 code for a protein of 144 amino acids. Gene Ontology annotation, cellular component: intermediate filament. Gene Ontology annotation, molecular function: structural constituent of cytoskeleton. The transcript has a single exon.
AUGUCCUGCUCCAGCCUGUGCGUCCCUUCCGCUGGGGUGGCCGCCCCGUGCCCUCUGGCUGACACCACCAAUGAGCCCUGUGUGCGUCAGUGCCAGAGCUCCACGGUGGUGAUCCAGCCCCCAGCUUCGGUGGUCACCUUCCCUGGACCCAUCCUCAGCUCCUUCCCACAGCACAGCGUUGUGGGCUCAGCGGGAGUCCCUGCCGUUGCCGGGGGUUAUGGUGGCAGUUAUGGAGGCUAUGGUGGAUUCGGAGCCUACGGUGGCUACGGAGGCCUUGGUGGCUAUGGAGGCCUUGGUGGCUAUUGGGGCUAUGGAGGCUAUGGUAGCUGUGGAGGCUACGGAGGCCUUGGUGGCUACGGAGGCUUUGGUGGCUGUGGAUAUGGAGGCUGGGGCCGUGGUCUCAGGUCCUUCGGUGGUUGGUGUGGCAGCUGGUAA